AUGUUUCCAACUAACAACUCUUCCACUUCACAACCUUCCACUUCCUCCAACACAUCAUUGCAAAAUAUAGAAGUCUUUCAAGGGAAGUCGGGUUUCAAAGAGGAGAUGCGGUUAGCUGCUACUACUCCAAAGAAGCGUGCAGGAAGGAAGAUAUUCAAGGAGACUCGGCACCCGGUGUUCAGGGGUGUGAGGAGGAGGAAUUUAGAUAAGUGGGUUUGUGAAAUGAGGGAGCCUAACAAGAAGACUAAAAUUUGGCUAGGAACUUUUCCAACUGCAGAGAUGGCUGCCCGAGCUCACGAUGUUGCUGCAAUGGCGUUGAGGGGCCGCCAUGCUUGUCUCAAUUUUACAGACUCGUUGUGGAGGCUCCCUAUUCCUGCAACUUCUAGUACAAAGGAUAUACAAAAGGCGGCUGCAGAAGCUGCCGAGGCUUUUAGACCGGACAAGAAUUUAAAGACUAGUGAUAUUGAAACAGUUGUAGCUGUUGUCCCCGGUGAGGAGUUGAUUAAUAUGUUUUGUGUUCAAGAGGAUGAAGAGGAAGUGUUGAACAUGCCAGAUUUAUGGAGGAAUAUGGUGUUAAUGUCUCCUACACAUAGCUUGGGAUAUGAUGAGUAUGAAUAUUUUGACCUAGACUUUCAAGAUGAUGAGAUAUCACUUUGGAACUUUGAAAUUUGA
Molecule: messenger RNA, 672 nt
Organism: Vicia faba (fava bean)
Lineage: Eukaryota; Viridiplantae; Streptophyta; Magnoliopsida; Fabales; Fabaceae
Source: the annotation of a GenBank genome assembly